CAUACAUUAAUAUUAAUUAAUAUAAUGUAAAAUUACUUGUUGUAAAUGUUCUUUUUACUUAAUACCAAAUUAAUUAUUAAGCCAAUCAAAGAGUUAUGUUCUCUUUUGUUUAUUCAACCAAGCUAAACAUGUAGUGCCCCAAAACUCCAAGGUUUGUCUUUUCCUUUUCUCCUCUUCCCUUCCCAUUUCAGAAUCCGAUACCCCUCAAUCUCUCUCCUACCCCCAUUUCUUUAAUUCUUUGACAGCUCCCUUUCAUUCCGAUUUCAAUAGAAUUCGGGUUCACAAACUUGAAUUCAUUUCAAUGGCAGCUGCAGGGCCCACAGAAUACCAGAUGAUGAAUCAAAGAACAUGGCCACACAAAUCGGUCCUCGUUUCACCGCCUUUUCAUUCAUGUCAAAAACACCCGAAAAUCAUAAUCCAAGAAAAAACAACCCCACAAACCAUAAUCUCCAAUUCAAUCCAAUUUCAUCAUCAAAUCAAGAACAUUCCACAGAUAAUUUCACACAACUCCCUAACGACGUGUUAUUGAAAAUAGCUGCCACUUUCACUUUGCCAAAUUUACGUGCUGCUUCACAGGUAUGCAAGUCUUGGUGUGAUGCACUUAGACCCUUAAGAGAAGCCAUGUUGUUUCUCAAAUAUGGUAAGAAUUUCAAGCAUGGGCGUGGUGGGGUUGAGGUUAAUUUGAAUAAGGCACUUGACUCCUUCCUUCAAGGUGCGGCUCGUGGGUCAACUUUGGCUAUGGUUGAUGCUGGCUUGCUUUAUUGGGAAAUGGGGAGAAAGGAACAAGGGGUUUCCUUUUAUAGAAAGGCUGCUGUACUUGGUGACCCUGCUGGUCAGUGUAACUUGGGCAUUUCCCUCUUGGAAGCUAAUCCACCAGACAUUGAGGAGGCUAUCAAAUGGCUGUACAAAGCUUCUAUUGCAGGCUAUGUUCGAGCUCAGUACCAGCUUGCCCUUUGUUUACAUAAAGGUCGUGGCCCGAGUAGGGAUCUUAAGGAAGCGGCAAGGUGGUAUCUGAAGGCAGCAGAAGGUGGAUAUGUCCGUGCCAUGUAUAACACUGCAAUAUGCUACUCAGUGGGAGAAGGUCUAUCGCAGUCUCAUAAAUUUGCAAGGAAAUGGAUGAAGAGAGCAGCUGAUCGAGGUCAUAGCAAAGCCCAGUUUGAGCAUGGACUUAGUAUAUUUUCCGAAGGUAACAUGAUGAAAGCUGUGGUGUAUUUGGAACUUGCCACUCGUGCUGGUGAGACAGCAGCUGAUCACGUCAAGUAUGUUAUACUUCAACAGAUAUCCACUUCUUCUCGUGACAGAGCCAUGCUUCUUGCUGAUAAUUGGCAUCCUUUGCCUUCUUCAUCCCGCUGAUUGAUUUCCCUGUUGUUUUUAGCUUAAUGCUGCCUACACAUCUUUCUCUAGCAUGCUACUUUUGAACCUUCUUCAAUUACAAAGUGUAAAUAUACAUAGUUGCUCUUACUGAUGUGCAUUUCCUAGUUCUGAAAUGUUAUAACAAGAGCUUGUGUCGAAAUAGUUUUGCGCUUAAAUGUUACCAUUUAUUCUAUGAUAGCUUAAAGACUUUUCUCAUA
Messenger RNA from Nicotiana tabacum (common tobacco), 1571 nucleotides. Its product is annotated as F-box protein At1g70590. The record is from RefSeq and is a predicted model, not a curated record. Lineage: Eukaryota; Viridiplantae; Streptophyta; Magnoliopsida; Solanales; Solanaceae. Gene Ontology annotation, molecular function: protein binding.